GGGGCGGGGCGGGGGCGGGAGCAGGAGGCCGCGCUGGGUGUGAGGGGACGCCGCCGCCAUGUCGGAGCCGCAGCUGGCGGCGCCGGGCAGCGGCCCCGGGGCCAAGGGCGCGGAGCCGCCCGAGCCGCCGGGGCUGCUGGAGCUCUGCGGCGCCUGCCGGCAGCGCCUGAGCCCGCAGCGCGAGCCGCGCCUGCUGCCCUGCCUGCACUCCGUGUGCCGCCGCUGCCUCGGCGCCGCGCCCGGAGCCGCCCCCGGGGACGGCAGCGUGUUCGAGUGCCCCGUGUGCCACCAGCAGUGUCCCCACGGUGACAUCAUGGAGAACCUGUUCCUGCAGGCCAGCCCGGCUGCCCCCAGCGGGCAGCGUGUCCCUUGUCCCCAGAGCUGCACCAGCUGCGAGGACAACGCGGCGGCCACCAGCUUCUGCCUGGAGUGCGCCGAGCCACCAUCCUCAGCCCCCCGCUCUCCCGCCGUUCCCGGUCCCGUUCCCGGUGCCGUUCCCGGUGCCGUUCCCGGCGCGUGCCCGGGGCCGUGCCCGGCGCACCCGCGGCAGCCGCUGUCGCUGUUCUGCAGCGCCUGUGACGCCCUGACGUGCCACGAGUGCCACCUGGGCCCGCACCUGCAGCACCCCUCGCAGCCGCUGGCCGACGCCGUCCGGCAGCAGCGCUCGGUGCUGUCGGCGCUGCUGCAGCGCCUGGCCGACAAGCACGCCGCGCUGCAGCGCCGCACCAAGGAGCUGCGCGCCUUCAUGCGCCGCGGCACGGACGCGCAGAAGCGCCUGCAGGUGGAGGUGAAGCUCGCCAUCCUGCAGAUCAUGAAGGAGCUCAACAAGCGCGCCAAGGCGCUGGUGGGCGACGUCCAGCGCGUCACCGAGGGCCGGCAGGAGCGGCUGCAGCGGCAGCAGCGCGCGCUGGGCCGGGCGCAGCGGCUGCAGGAGCACGUGCUGCGCUUCGGGGCGCGCGCGCUGCGCGGCCCCCACGGCACCGCCCUGCUGCUCUCCAGGAGGCUGGUGCAGGCGCAGCUGCUGGGGGCCCUGGGGGUGCCCCUGGAGCCCCCCGAGCCGCAGGGGGAGCUGCGCUUCCAGUGGGACCUGCAGGGAUGGACCCGGAGCGCCCGCAGCUUCGUGUGGUGUCCCCUCCCCCGUGAUGUCCCCACCCCUCCCCGAUGUCUCCGCAGGUCCCUGAGGGGACAUUCUGGGGGUGCCACCCCCGAUGUCCCCACCCCUGUGACGUCCCCUCCCCCCGGUGUCCUGCAGGGCCACCCCCAGGCCACCGUGGUCACCGGGGGACAGGUGACACCCGAGCUGCUCCUGCAGGGUCCCCCCCCGCUGUCACCUCCCCCCCAGCUGUCACCUCCCCUCCGGCUGUCACCUCCCCCCCUGGAGCCCGCGGCGGCCCCGAGCCCCGAGCUGGCCACCAGCCCUGAGAAUGGUGUCACCGGAGAGAGGACGAGGAACCCCAGCAGUUCCCCCCGGGAGGAGAAGCUCGUUAAGAAGCUGCUCAUUAAGCGGAGGGGCCCCCCCGAGCCCCCGCGCGGGCCCCGGCUCCCGAAGCAGCCGCGGGUGAGCCUGGAGCGCCUGGAGCUGGACCUGGAGCUGGACCCGGCGCAGCCGCCCGUGUUCCGCAUCUUCCCGGGCCCCUCGGCCCAGGAGUUCAGCCUCAUCGUCAUCGAGCAGGGCGCCGCGGGGCCCGAGGGGACAGCGGGGACAGAGGGGACAGCGGGGACACCGGGGACAGAGGGGACACCAGGGACAGAGGGGACACCAGGGACAGAGGGGACAGCGGAGACAGCGCAGCCGCACGGAGCCCUCCUUGUCAAGGAGGAGCAGCAGGAGUCGCUCAUCGGGGACACCGGGGACACCAAACCCGUGGGGCUGCUGCCGCCUGCCCCGGGGGAGCCGGGCCCUGCCCCGGCCUCCUCCCCUGGCCCGGCGCUCCCGGGGGUCCCGGGGGUGCUCCCAGGGGUCCCGGGGGUGCUCCCGGGGGUCCCGGGGGGGCUCCCGGGGGUCUCGUGCUGCCGCGUGUGCGGCCAGGCCGGGGCCGUGGUGAUGUGUGACCGCUGCCAGCGCUGCUUCCACCUGCACUGCCACCUGCCCGCGCUGCAGGACGUGCCCAGCCCCGAGUGGACGUGUUUGCUGUGCCAGGAGCUGCCCCCGCCGCUCCCGGAGCCGGAGCGGGGCCCCUCCCUCAAGCUGAGCCCCCAGGACCAGCAGCGCUGCGAGUUCGUCCUGCUGGAGCUGCUGUGCCACGAGCCCUGCCGGCCCCUGCAGCGCCUCUGCAGCUCCCCGGACGGCCGCGACGCCAUGGACCUGACGCUGAUGCGGGCGCGGCUGCAGGAGAAGCUGAGCCCGCCCUACCGCAGCCCCGAGGAGUUUGCCCGCGACGGCUGGCGCCUGCUGCGCCAGUUCCACCGCCUCACCGAGGACAAGGCGGACGUGCAGUCCAUCCUGGGCCUGCAGCGCUUCCUCGAGAGCCGCCUCAGCGCCGUCUUCGGCGACCAGAAGUUCUCCAGGCUCCUGCUGGACCCCGAGGAGGCCCUGGAGGGGUCCCCGGGCUCCUGACUGCCCCUGCUGGGGGGUGAAAGACCUCCCAGCACCCCGAUCUCCCCUCCCAGGACCUCGAUUUGCCCUUCCAGGACCUUGAUUUCUCCUUCCAUGACCCCAAUUUCCCCUCCCAGCCCCCCGAUUUCACCUUCCAGGACCCCGAUUUCCCCUCCCAGGACCUCGAUUUCCCCUCCCAGCACCCCAUUUCCCCUCCCAGCACCC
Molecule: messenger RNA, 2761 nt
Organism: Passer montanus (Eurasian tree sparrow)
Lineage: Eukaryota; Metazoa; Chordata; Aves; Passeriformes; Passeridae
Gene: TRIM28
Product: tripartite motif containing 28
Exons: 18
Coding region: 59-2557 (832 amino acids)
Molecular function (GO): protein binding; transcription corepressor activity; zinc ion binding
Source: RefSeq, a predicted model, not a curated record